This is a messenger RNA of Epithele typhae, 537 nucleotides long. RefSeq lists its product as uncharacterized. NCBI's taxonomy places the organism in Eukaryota, Fungi, Basidiomycota, Agaricomycetes, Polyporales, Epitheliaceae. The record is from RefSeq and is a predicted model, not a curated record. Bases 1 to 537 code for a protein of 178 amino acids. The transcript has 3 exons.
AUGGCGAGGGCGUCCAAGUUUUUUGACAAGUCGGGCGGAGCAGCUUCCGGCAACAAGCAAGACGCCGUCAAUGGUGCUGCUAUGACCAUCAUGAAACUAUUAGUGCAGUCCAAGUUCAGCGGCACUUCGGAUGGGAGUAACAGUGGUGGACUGGGGAGUCUGAUGGGUUUGGCUCGCUCAGCAGAAGUCGAAGAUAUCACCGGCGCGGGCCCACUCUCCCGGAUUCUCGAUCCGUUGGUGCAUCAAGGAGAGCCGCGCUCGACGGCGAGCCUGCUAGAUCGGCUUGAUACUCGGCUUACUCGACCGGUACCACAACCUGACUUUGUCAAGAAUGAGUAUGGCGGAAGCCUCGAUGUUAUGAGGCCGAUUGGAAAUAACGCUCCCUGCACGAGCUUGAGCCUUUUACGGUUCAGCCACGCAUCGGGCUUCUUCCUGGUGAUAUUCCGCGACACGGAGAGUCAGAAAAUUGUCGCAAGUCGGCACGCGAACCCGCUGGAUUCCGCUGGAAGACUUCGGCGGCCACUCUCAUCUCCCUGA